AUGGUGGAUGAAAAGCUCCCAGUGAAUCAAGUUCAGCCUGUUAAGCCUGCUGCACCUCCAGCCUUUGCUAACGAUGAUGAUGAUGAAGGCUUCCCCCAGAAGGGGGAGCUGGAGCUUAACGUGGGUGGUCGUGCCGCGACUCAACGACGCCUGAGGAAUUACCAGGUGGUGAUGAUUGGCUUCUGCAGUGGGAUUGGAACCGGUCUCUUCGUUGGCACUGGAGCUGCCUAUGCUACUGCAGGCCCAGCCGGUUUGCUGUUGGCAUACUCCGUUGUCGGGUUGGUCUUGUGGUGUGUGAUGCAGAGUAUCGCUGAGUUGGCCACCUUGUUUCCCACGGCAGGGUCUUUCCCCCACUGGGCCACUCGCUUCAUAGACCCUUCUGUUGGGUUUUCCCUUGCGAUCUCGUACGGAUACUGCUAUACGAUCGCUAUCGCCUCGGAAGUGUCCGCUGCUGCGGUCAUCGUCUCAUUCUGGACAGACUUGACGCCAGCCGUGGUGAUCACGGUUGGACUGGUUCUCAUCCUGAUCAUCAACUUGAUGAAUGUUCGAUUCUACGGUGAAAGCGAAGUUAUUGCCGGCGCGGUCAAAGUCCUUUGUUUCGUCGGACUGAUUAUCGUCGCCAUCGUGAUCACUGCCGGCGGUGCACCAACCCAUGAGACUAUCGGAUUCCGCUUCUGGCACAACCCAGGAGCCUGGACGAACUUUAACGGCAUCACUGGCUCUACCGGACACUUCCUUGGCUUCCUAUCUGCCCUUGUCAACGCCUCUUUCAGCUUCGUCGGCGUCGAAACGGUGGUCAUUUCCGCCGCCGAGUCAGUCGACCCGCAUCAUGCCAUCCCCAAGGCCGCUCGCCGUGUCACCUUCCGGAUUGCCUUCUUCUACAUUCUAGGAGCCCUGCUGAUUAGCUUGGUCGUGAGCCCGUCCAACUCUGAUCUCACCUCGGGAACCGGCAAUGCCAAUAGCUCUCCAUGGGUUAUCGCCAUUAACCAGGCGGGCAUCACCGCCUUGCCGUCUAUUGUUAAUGCGUGCAUCCUGAUCUCUGCCUGGUCCGCAGGUAACUCGUACUGUUGGGUUGGUUCGCGAAUGAUUCUGGCCAUGACGACGGAUCGUCAGCUGCCCCAGAUCUUCGCCCGGGUCACCAAGAACGGUGUGCCGUAUGUUGCUGUCAUCGCGUCCUGGCUUUUUGGCCCAUUGGCCUAUUUGAGUCUUGGUUCGGGCGGCCCAGCGCAAGCAUUCACUUGGCUGCUCAACCUGAGUACAAUCGCCGGUCUGAUCGCUUGGGCGACACUUUGCUUCAGCUACAUCCGCUUCCAUGACGCACUCAAGGCCCAAGGAGUCAGCCGUGACACCUUCCCGUGGAAGGCACCAUUCCAGCCAUACGCGGCGUGGGUGGGAUUCAUCGGCUCCGUCAUUAUCACCCUAGUCGCUGGAUUCCCUGUAUUCCUCAAGGGCAGUUGGUCCACAUCUAAUUUCAUCGCCUCGUACAUUGGUAUUCCGAUUUUCAUCGUGCCCAUCAUCGGUUGGAAGCUCGUUAAACGCACCAAGUUUGCGCGUGCUGCCGAGAUCGACCUAUGGUCUGGCCGCCUGCAGGAGGGAGAGGUCAUCGAACAUACCCUCAAACCGACAACUGCCCUAGGCCGCUUCAUAGACUGGCUUUUCUAG
This is a messenger RNA of Aspergillus ochraceoroseus IBT 24754, 1662 nucleotides long. RefSeq names its product putative amino acid permease. The coding region runs from base 1 to 1662 and encodes 553 amino acids. Gene Ontology annotation, cellular component: membrane. The record is from RefSeq and is a predicted model, not a curated record. NCBI's taxonomy places the organism in Eukaryota, Fungi, Ascomycota, Eurotiomycetes, Eurotiales, Aspergillaceae. The transcript is spliced from 3 exons. Gene Ontology annotation, biological process: amino acid transmembrane transport. Gene Ontology annotation, molecular function: amino acid transmembrane transporter activity.